This is a messenger RNA of Pterocles gutturalis (yellow-throated sandgrouse), 315 nucleotides long. RefSeq names its product tubulin polymerization-promoting protein-like. The record is from RefSeq and is a predicted model, not a curated record. Gene Ontology annotation, cellular component: microtubule. Gene Ontology annotation, biological process: microtubule polymerization; positive regulation of protein polymerization; microtubule bundle formation. Gene Ontology annotation, molecular function: tubulin binding. Bases 1 to 315 code for a protein of 104 amino acids. NCBI's taxonomy places the organism in Eukaryota, Metazoa, Chordata, Aves, Pterocliformes, Pteroclidae. The transcript has a single exon.
AUGGCUGACAACAAAGCGAAGUCUACCAAACCUGUGAAUAAGACUCCUCCAAAGUCUCCAUCAGAUCCAGCAAAGGACCGAGCAGCAAAACGACUGUCCUAUGAUUCAAACAGCUCCCAUGAAGGAGCUAUGGCAGGAGAAAUAAGUGCUCUGGAAGAGGCCUUUAGGAAAUUUGCCAUCCAUGGUGAUACAAGAGCCACGGGAAAAGAAAUGCAUGGGAAGAACUGGUCAAAGCUAUGUAAAGACUGUCAUGUGAUAGAUGGGAAGAAUGUGACAAUCACAGACGUUGACAUUGUCUUCAGUAAAAUCAAGUAA